Messenger RNA from Bicyclus anynana (squinting bush brown), 5292 nucleotides. RefSeq names its product blastoderm-specific protein 25D (gene Bsg25D). NCBI's taxonomy places the organism in Eukaryota, Metazoa, Arthropoda, Insecta, Lepidoptera, Nymphalidae. The transcript is spliced from 5 exons. The record is from RefSeq and is a predicted model, not a curated record. Gene Ontology annotation, biological process: microtubule anchoring at centrosome. The coding region runs from base 257 to 2554 and encodes 765 amino acids. Gene Ontology annotation, cellular component: centrosome.
UUUUUGAUAUUUUGACAUUCUUAUUUUGACAUUUCAUUCAUUCACAUUCACAAUACCAAUCUGUGAUUGCCGUGCAGCUUUUGCUUUUUUAUUUUUUGAUGACUGUGAUAUCGUGCAAGUGUGCAAGUGGUGCAAACUGCAAGAUCAAAUAAGAUUCGAGUCGAUUUUCAUUUAAUUAAACAAAACAUGUGAUCGUACCGGCGACUACCCUGAGCUCGAUGUACAUAGCUCACGGCGGUAGCGAGCGAGUCGAGACAUGGCCAGCGCGCCCCCGAACACGUACGAGCAACAGCUGUACAGUGUGUUCAAGACCUUCGACGUAGCCAACGAGGAGGCGCUCGACCGGCGCGCCGUGCUACAGCUGUGCGACACCUUGCAGCUCGAGGAGCGCGGCGCUGCGCUCGUCGACACGCUGUUCGAGCGCCGCGCCGAGCGCGUCACCUUCGCGCAGUUCCGCGGCGGCCUGCUGGCGCUGCUGGACCCCGCGGCGCCCGCCGCGCUGCCCCCCGCCGGGCCCGCCGCCGAGCACAGCGACGACGACUCGUCCGGCCGCGAGGUGGCCCCCAAGUUCGUGUUCGGCUCUAAGAAGUACGGGCGCCGCUCGCGGCCGCAGCGCGCGACCGACGGCGCCCCCCGGCCCCGCGGCGCAUCCGAGCCGCGCCUCGACAGCCGCUCCCGCCGGCUCGCGCGCGCCGAGCGCAGCUCCUCCGCCGCAGACGGUCGCGACGACGACGCGCCCGCGCUCGACCACGAGCGGCCGCUGGACCGAGCGCGCGCGCUCGAGCUGUGCCGCGACCUGCGCCUGGCCGGCGUGGACCGCGCCCUCGUCGAGCGCAUCUUCGACGCGUCGCCCGGUGAGAUGUCGGCGGGCGAGUUCUUCGAGCGGCUCGACGCGGCGCUCGCCGGCUCCAUCGCCGCGCUCGACGAUGCGGGCGCGGCCGACGCCGUGCUGGCGGCCGCCGCGGUGGCCGAGGCGUGGGAGCGCGCCGGCGUGCACCGCCCGCGCCGCCUGCUCGCCGACCUGGGCUUCGCCGGCGCCGCGCUGCGGCCGCGUGACCUGGAGCGCGCGGUGGACGACGAGCUGCGCGCGCUGGGCGCCGAAGGGCCGCCGGACGCGCGCGCGCUUCUGCUGCAGGCUGCGCAUGCGUUGGCGCGCCUGCGUCUCGAGGCGGCCGCGCGCCAGCUGAGCGCCGCCCGCGCCGAGCGCGACAAGUUGCGCGACGACCUGAGCGAGGCCGACCGGCGCGCGCGCUUGCUCGCGCAGGACGUGGACGACAACCACGCACGCAUCGAGGCCGAGCUGCGCGCGGGCCUGCGACAGGUGGAGGCGCGCCACGCGGACGCCGCUCGCCCCGCGGCCGCGGACGCCGCCGCCGAGCGCGAUCGUGCGGCGGAGCUGCGCCGGCGGCUGGACGAGGAGAUGGCGCGGCGCGCGGAGGUCGAGGCGCGAGCGCGCGCGGAGAGCGGCGCGCUGCGCGAGCGGGUGGCGCAGUUGCAGGAGCGUGCGCAGACGCUGGAGGAGGGGGCGGCGGCGGCGGCGCGCGAGGCGGCUCGUGCGGCCGAGGAGGCGGCGGGCGCGGCGCGGCGGCUGGCGGCGCAGGAGGAGCGCGCGCGCGCGGCCGACGCGGCGGCGGAGGCGCGGCUGCGGGAGGCGCGCGAGGAGGCGCAGCGGCUGCGCGACCGCAACGACGAGCUGGUGGCAGCGCUGGAGGCGAGCGCCGGCCGCGCCGCCGCCGCCUGUGAGCGCGCGCCCACGUGGCGCGAGGAGGUGUCCCUGCACGCGCCCCCGUCAGGAACGAGCGAGACUGCCGUGUCGUCGUCGCUAGCCAAAGGAGACGAGCUCUCUCUGAGCGCGACAAUACUAACGAUUCUCGAUAGCGAAGAGUCGCCUGUGCCGGCCAACAGCGCGUGUCCGCGGUGCGCCGCCGUGCGCGCCGCCGCCGCCGCCGCCGCCGCCCCCGCCGCCGGCUGCUCGGACGCGGACGAGGCGGACCACGACAAACGCAACAUGGAAAGUGUUAUCAAAGAGCUGGAGGCGAGCCUGGAGCAGAUGAGGGCGGAGUACGAGCGCUGCGAGGAGUACUGGCUGGCCAAGCUGGACGAGGAGCGCGAGCUGCUCGCCGAGGAGCAGCGCGCCGGCGACGAGCGGCUGGCGGAGCUGGUGGCCAAGAUCGCGGAGUACGAGCGGCAGUUCGCGCGCGCGCCCGCGCUGCCCACCAUCGACGAGAGCGCGGCGCUGGAGCGGCAGGUGGCCGACCUGGAGCUGGAGUUCGGCCGCUGGCGCGCGCAGGCCGACGAGCAGCGCGCGCGCGCCGACGCCGAGCUGGCGCGCGCGCGGCGCGAGCUGGACGCGGCGCGCGCGCGGGCCCCCGCCCCCGCCGCCUGCGUGUGCGCCGGGCGCGGGCCGGGCCAGCUGCGCGCGCGCGCCGCGCGGGCCGAGCGCGCCGCGCAGCGCCUGCACGCGCGCCUCGCCGCCGCCGACCUGCUGGUGAAGGACCUGUACAUCGAGAACUGCCGCCUGGCGCACCUGCCGCCGCACCCGCGCUUGCCCUGACCGCGGCGCCGGCGCGCACCCCGCGCACCCGGCGCACCCGGCGCACCCGGCGCACCCGGCGCACCCGCCGGCCGCCGCUCGUACGAGUUGAAUGUUUAUUGCAAUAAAUAAAUAUCGUAAACUUGUAGUCGGCCACCGUGCGCCGCCGGCACUGUGUUACUCGUAUGUUAGGCGUUACAUAUUAUCUGUGUAGUUGUGAAGCGGCCGCCUGUACGCAUGUGCCACUGUCCACACACACGUGUUGUAUAGAAGUGGUGACCGGCGUGCGCUGAGCAGAACGAAUAAUAUAAUUAUGUACAUUCGAUUCCAUAGUUUAUUUAAGUCAGCUGAAAGCUGUUCAUAUGUAUUAUAUUGUAGUAGACGCGUACAUCGUGUACGGACGCGCUCAGGUGGACCAAGUGCCUUCAUUGUACAGGGUGUCCCGUAAUUAAUGGAUCAAACGCAAAUAGUCGAUACACCAUUGAAUUAUCUAAAAUCAAAUUUGAAAAAAUCUCUCCGAUGACCAAGCUAUAUUUUUUUUUCAGAUAUUCAAUUAUUUUUAUAUUGAAUCAGUUUUUCAAUGCUGUAGCUGUUGCAAUUGAUAUUUUAAAUAUCUGAUUUUUGUAAAACAUUACGGACUGAGUUACUUUGACACUAUUUCUAUAAAAAAAUUUGUUUUGUAGAAAAAGCUUUUAGUGCAAUAUUUAUUUUUCUUUCAUGAAGAUGAGUUGAGAAAAAUGUAUAAAACUGAAGUGUACGACCAAGUCGAUACAAAUGACUGUAUUAGUAAAUUUAGGCAAGUAGGCAGAUAUUGUAAUACAUUUUGAAGAAAAAAGAAUGUUCACACUGAAAAUUAUUCUUGUAUCAUAUUCAGCACCUCUAUGCAUUUUCAUCAACAAUUGUGUAAGUACAAAGAGUAGCCACAAGUUACGCACCAAUUUACAAACCUUUAUCGAGGUUUGUAAAUUGGUGCGUAACUUGUUGUGUUGUUCAUGCAAGUUUUCAAAAUGAUGGUAAACUUCAAUUCCAUAUAUUUUUUUAAAGGACAAUUAUUUCCAAUCGGGCCUGUAACAUAAAUCAGAUUCUUGAAAUAUUAAUUUCAUUCAAUAAACUGAAAGUAAGUAACGUAAGAAAAGUAUCUUGGUCACCCUAGGGAUUUUUUAAAAUUUUGGAAAACUAGACAAAUUAGUUUUAGAUAAUGAGUUGGUGUAUUAUACCAUUUGCGUUUUGUUCAUUAAUUACUGGACAUCUGUAUACUAAUAAUAUUGUAUGAUGUGAAUUGUACACAUGUCACUACGUGUACACUGUACACAUGUCACUGUACGUGUACACUGUACACACAGGGACCGCGUCGCGCCUCGCGCGUUACCUUGACACUAAAACAUCCCUAGUGAAGUAUGAACGCGUUUCACAUGCGCAAUGGUUUAUAGUGGUUCCGUGUAAAUAAACUAUUGCAGCUGCUGUGAAAAGCAUUUUAGUUUAUAGUUGAGUUUGUAGCAAACGAAAGCCGUGCUACAAACUUCAUGCCGUUUAGGUAAAUCUUUUCGCUUCGCCGCUCAACGGCUCGAAAUCCGCAAUUACUACUUAUUGUAGAAAUUUAUACUAUUUUGUGUUGUUGCCUACAUAAUAUGUAGAAUCGUGUCACUCUGCGUCUCUGACAGGUGGCCGAUGUAACAUGUGAGAGAGAGAGAAACCAUUAGAAACGCAAUCUCUGAGCGUCCGGACUGUAGACACGGAGUGCCCUCGUCUCAGAUGUCACAGUUACUAUUAUUAUAGGUACAAGUUAAAGAAUAUAGUUGUAGAGGAGUCCGCUGUAAAACACAUCCACCGACAUAACGCUCCCCCUCCCCCUCCGCGUGCUACCCACAUGUGCACCCCGACACUUGUGCAGUUCUUCACAGUGUUGCUGUGUACAGCUUCAAUAUAGCUGCCAUUGCAAAAGAAUAUCACAUUAUAGGUAUGUAACCAACCAGCUAUAUAGUCAAAAAGUAAUCAGCUGAAAUGUGAUGGAAUUCGCGUCAGCCAGUCACAUAAAGAUGUGAAAAAUAAAAGGUAUAUCAAAUAAUGAUGAAAUAGUAGAUUGUUUAGGGCCCGAACCGUAAGGCGAGGGCGUUAAAUAGAAACAAGAGUUAUAAUUGUCUUUGCACCGCGUGUUGCACUCUACUUUUCACUUACGAGAAAAUAAAAUAAUUAUAAAUAAAUAAAUAUUGUUAUUGUUUCACUUUCAAUACAGAUUUAUUGUUAAAAAUCAUUACAGUAUAUUUUUUUACUGUUAUUACCUUUUCUUCCAUCUUUAAACUAGGGUCAUCAUUCUGUUCAGUUGCUGUUCUCUAGCUCAGUUAGUUGUAGUUGACUCGGCGCCGAUCCGGUCGCCGGCGCGCCACCGAAUCGGCGCCGAUAUGUAAAUGUUAACAUAUUAACCAUUAUAUUCUGCAUAAGCAGGUUUAUUAUACUCGCCGCCGGGCCACUGGCAGCUAAUCGUGCGAGUGUGUCGCUCGUGCGACGCGGCUGUGGCCCUCCGGUAAUCGUUUGCAGCGAUCGUCCGCCGACGCCGCGCCGUGCCAGCGACUCGCCACCAAGUCAGGUGGAAGCUUAAAGCCAGACAAAGGAAAAAUAUCAAAAUGUGUUUACCUAUAUUUAAUAUAUUUAUCAUCACCUACAUUCCUAAGUCUGGAAGCGUUUGUGACUCGAUCGCGCGUGGUCGUCUUGUGAUUCAGAUGCACGGACAAUGUAAGUAAAUUAAAUAAAUGUUGAUCAAA